AUGAUUGAAGUCAUAAACUAUAAGUGUGAUCUUGUGAACUACAGUUACGGGGAGGCGACGCACUGGUCAAACUCAGGGAGGAUCUGUGAGGUCAUCACGGAGGCUGUACAGAAGUAUAAUGUGUUGUUUGUGUCGAGCGCUGGGAAUAACGGCCCGUGUCUGUCCACCGUGGGCUGCCCCGGAGGAACCACCAGCAGUGUGAUCGGUGUGGGCGCUUACGUCACGCCGGACAUGAUGAUGGCCGAGUACUCUCUGAGAGAGAAGCUUCCUCCGAACCAGUACACGUGGUCGUCCCGCGGCCCCAGUACAGACGGGGCUCUGGGGGUCAGCAUCAGCGCCCCCGGCGGAGCCAUCGCCUCCGUGCCCAACUGGACGCUCCGCGGCACGCAGCUGAUGAACGGCACCUCCAUGUCCUCUCCGAACGCCUGCGGAGGAAUCGCUCUGCUGCUCUCAGGUCUGAAGCAGAAUGGCGUGCGGUACACGGUGCCGGCGGUGCGCAGGGCUCUGGAGAACACGGCUCUGAAAGUGGAGGAUAUAGAGGUGUUUGCACAGGGUCACGGCAUCAUUCAGGUGGAGCGGGCGUUCGACUACCUCAUGCAGCAUGCGUCGCUGCCCACCAGCAGCCUCGGCUUCACCGUGACCGUGGGAUCGCAGCGAGGCAUCUACCUCAGGGGCCCGACACAGGUCACCGGCCCGUCCGAUCACGGGGUCGGCAUCGAGCCUGUGUUUCCAGAGAACACAGAGAACUCGGCCCGUAUCUCGCUGCAGCUGCAUCUGGCUCUCGUCUGCAACGCUGCCUGGGUUCACUGUCCGUCGCACCUGGAGCUCAUGAAUCAGUGCCGGCACGUCAACGUUCGCAUCGACCCGCAGGGCCUGCGAGAGGGGCUGCACUACACCGAGGUGUGUGGAUACGACACAUCGGCUCUCAGCGCCGGUCCUCUCUUCAGAGUGCCUGUAACGGUUAUAAUCCCUGCGAGAGUAGCUGACAGUCGCAGUCAGGAGAUCACGUUCCCAGACCUCCACUUCAGGCCAGGACAGAUCCGGCGGCAUUUCAUUACCGUCCCUCGUGGAGCAUCAUGGGCAGAGAUCUCGUUAACGUCUCAUUCUGGAGACGUGUCGUCGAAGUUCGUCCUGCAUGCUGUUCAUCUGGUGAAGCAGCGAGCGUAUCGAGUCAAUGAGUUUUAUAAGUUCUCGUCUCUCCUGGAGAAGGGCUCGCUCACGGAGGCUUUUCCUGUGCUGCCAGGACGCACUCUGGAGCUCUGUGUUGCUCGCUGGUGGGCGAGUCUGGGUGACGUCACCGUUGAUUAUGUCAUUUCCUUCCAUGGGCUGGUGACGGCGCCUUCUCCUAUUCAUAUCCACGCCUCUGAAGGGAUUUCUAGUUUUCAGGUUUGUUCUCCGCUGAGAUAUGAAGACGUUUCCCCAACAAUCACACUGAAGAACUGGGUUCAGCCUCUCCGGCCUGUAAGUGCUAAAAUAAAACCCCUCGGCGCCAGAGAUGUGUUACCCAACAACAGACAGCUCUAUGAGAUCGUCCUCACUUAUAAUUUCCAUCAGCCCAAGAGUGGCGAGGUGACGCCUAGCUGUCCGCUGCUGUGUGAGUUAUUAUACGAGUCUGAGUUUGACAGUCAGCUCUGGCUCCUGUUUGACCAGAACAAGAGGCUCAUGGGAUCUGGAGACGCUUAUCCACACCAGUACUCUCUGAAGCUGGAGAAGGGCGACUACGCUGUGCGUCUGCAGGUGCGUCACGAGCAGCAGAGCGAGCUGGAGCGUCUGAAGGACCUGCCGUUCCUCGUGUCUCACCGGCUCUCCAACACGCUCUCGCUGGACGUCUACGAGACGCACCGCGCUGCCAUGCUGGCCAAGAAGAAGGCCAACUCCAUCACACUGAGCCCCGGCGCGUCGCAGCCCUUCUACAUCACAGCCCUGCCCGACGACAAGAUCCCUAAAGGUGCCGGACCCGGCGGCUACAUCACCGGCUCGCUGGUUCUGCCCAAGAGUGAGUUCGGCAAUCUCGUCUGUGCCGGACCCGGCGGCUACAUCACCGGCUCGCUGGUUCUGCCCAAGAGUGAGUUCGGCAAAAAAGCUUGUACAUGCUUCAGGAUCGUUGGUGUCGAGCGUGUCUGGUGUUGUUGCAGUGAUAUGGAGAAGCAGAAGGCGUCUCUGCUGGAUGCGCUCUGCAGGAAGGGCUGCGCUCUGGCGGAUCAGCUGAUGCAGACGUCUGCGCAGGAGGACUCCAGCGCAGCUGAAGUGAGCAGCUCUGAGGACGAGCCGCAGGCCAAAGCGCUGACAGACACCUUCUGGGAGCUGCAGAAGUGGACAGAGCUCACCGACUCUAAGGUUCUAGCAUUUUCCUACAAACACGCGCUGGCAAAUAAAAUGUACGCAAGGGCCUUGAAGUUCGCGACUAAGAUCGUCGAGGACAAACCCAGCAAAGAGAACUGGAAGAACUGCAUACAGCUGAUGCGCUCUCUAGGCUGGAUGCACCUCGUCUUGUACUCUGAGAACUGGCUGCCCAUCAUGUUCCCGUCUGACUACACGCCCUUCUAAAGUCAUUCGUUUUUAACCGAGGAUACUUUUAAUGCCUUCAGGAAGCAAACACUUCAUAUCACACGGUCCUUCACGGAUCCCACAAUGCCUUUCUGUGCGGAUCACAGCACUGAACCCACAGUUCUCAUGCUACAGCUUGAACCAUAUCGCUGUGUUUUACAUCAUACUCGCGUGACGCUCCAGCCUUCGUCUCCUUUUAAGGGGAACUUGUAUAAUAACUUGCUUUAUGUAGUUACUGGGCAUUUGCACAGUGGACAUUUUUCCCCUUUUAACAACAAUAACAGCGUAAAGGUCAGGUGAGCUUCUGAACACAGAAAACGUCAAGGCAAUAUGAUGGACCGCGACUAAAAUCAAGGAAAACUAACUUCAUUACUGCAUUUUGUUUUUAAAUUUUGGGGUAAAUUUUUUUUUUUUAUAUAUAUAUAUAUAUAUAUGAUUGACCCUUAUGUAAAUCAAAUGCAUGCAUGUUCCAUAAAGACUCAAGUGUCAUUUCAUGUUCAAAAGUCUGAGCUUUUGUGUGAUUUGAAGUCCAAGUUUUCUCAUGUUCUGAGCCUGGACUCGAAGAUUUCCUUCUGAAUUUGUCGUUUGAGUGUGUAAGUGAAGCAGAGAUUGUCACGCUUUCUUUUAGCAUUUAAAUGUGCGCGCUCAUGUUGUGUGUCUCGAGUGAUUCUUCAGGGUUUAGAUGUUGAAAACGGAUCAUCUCUGCAUAUGCAAAUAAUGAUUUUCUUCCUUAGUAUUUUUGUCUUGUUUUCUUGUAUAAAUAUCUACAAAUUCUGGAAUUAAGAUGCAUUUACUUCACAAGUAAAAUUACUUAAGAUAUUAAGUCUGGUUUUCUGAAAAUAUUACUCAAAUCUUGUUAGUUUUUGCUUAAAACGAGCAAAAAUAUCAGCCAGUGGGGUAGGAAAAAU
Molecule: messenger RNA, 3455 nt
Organism: Sinocyclocheilus grahami
Lineage: Eukaryota; Metazoa; Chordata; Actinopteri; Cypriniformes; Cyprinidae
Product: tripeptidyl-peptidase 2-like
Exons: 19
Biological process (GO): proteolysis
Cellular component (GO): cytosol
Molecular function (GO): tripeptidyl-peptidase activity; serine-type endopeptidase activity
Source: RefSeq, a predicted model, not a curated record